Messenger RNA from Bursaphelenchus xylophilus (pine wood nematode), 1374 nucleotides. The record is from the annotation of a GenBank genome assembly. Lineage: Eukaryota; Metazoa; Nematoda; Chromadorea; Rhabditida; Aphelenchoididae.
AUGAAAGCGCUGGUUUUGAUUAUUGCUCUGUCUUCCAUUGCCUCCGGCUAUAAUGAUCGUCCGGCGCCGGAGCUGCUGGCAAAGGUUGGACAGUACGCGUACUUUGUAAGAAACGUUGCUAUAAACUACAGCAGCAGUAAAUACUCCAAUAAUUAGGGGCUUUUUUAGUACAACCCCAACUUCCUACUGCCGGCUACCGAACUCGAAGCAUACUGUACAUCUUACGGGUUUCUCCCGGCCGCUAUUCCAGAUGCCGCACAAAACCAGCAGAUUUAUGGUGGGUAUACAGUAAAAAUCAAUAGAAACAAUUGCCGGAUAUGAGAUGCAAAGGGAUACAUUUUUGUUGCAUCCAAGAUGCGUUAGGAUGCAUUUUUUGCUAUGCGGUUUUAUGCAGGCGUGUGGAAUUUCCAUUUUGCAGAUGGCGAUGGGAAACUGCACAUCCUUUUCCUCCCAGAUUUUUGAUUUGAUUGCAGACAUGAUGUUGGCUCAAUAUUUACAGCCAAUGUUGCAAAAUUGUUUGACCAGCUAACCAAUGAGUUGAAAUGACCACCGAAUUUUUUAAAUGGCCAGCCAGAAACCUGGAUCGGCCAGCCAAGGUGUCAGAAUGGCUGUAAAGCCUGAAAAAAGCUGGCCACCGAGUAGUUCAGCUUUUUUGAGGCUUCAUAGCCAUUCUGACACUUCGACUAGCCGGUCCAGCGUUUUUGGCUAGCCAUAUAAAAAAAUGGUUGUCAUUUCAACCCAUUGGCUAGCUGAUCAAACAAUUUUGCAAUAUUGGCUGUAAAAAUUGGGCCAACAUCAUGUCUGUCUCCAAAUCAAAUAUCUGGGAGGAAACGGAUGUGCAGUUUACCCAUCGCCAUUUGAAAAAUGAAACUUCCACAUGUCUGCAUAAAACCGCGUAGCAAAAAAUGCAUCCUAGCGCAUCUUGGAUGCAACAAAAAUGUAUCCCUUUGGGACUCAUACCCGGUCGGAAAAGGCGGAGCGUGUGCUACAAGUACUAUAGCCAUAUUUUAGAUAACAUAUUCCAAAUUUAUGCCAAGUUCCAUCAAAAUAUGAGCAUCGCACUUACAGUACUCCCUCCCUCUGUUAUAUACAAAAAUAGGCUCUUGAUUUUAGCCCUUCAUUUCAGCCGCCCUCUACAGCAAAGUUGAACCCUUUUCCGUCGCCGCAAUUGGCCUGAAAUUCAACAAUGAAACUUUUGCAUGGCUCGAUGGCUUCACCAAAUACGAAUAUAACAACGCCCGCAAUGACACAGAUACGGAUGGGGAUCAACUUUACGGCAUCAUUCUGCAUACGGACGGCGAUUUGGGUGGGAAGUGGACCCCUGUGUCCGCGAAAAAAAUACUUCGUUAUGCGUUAUGCGAAAAACUUUCGUAA